Messenger RNA from Cetraspora pellucida, 482 nucleotides. NCBI's taxonomy places the organism in Eukaryota, Fungi, Glomeromycota, Glomeromycetes, Diversisporales, Gigasporaceae. The record is from the annotation of a GenBank genome assembly.
AUGACAAUUAUUUAUAAUUUUGUUACUAACUUAAUUAUAAAAAUUAGAUUUGAAAAUAUAUAUAUUCAAACUUACUAUUCUCCACCAACUGUUAAAUGUUCAACCACUCACAACAAAGUUAUCAUUAAUGCUAAAGAUAAUACACCAAUAUUCGAGAAUCAUGUUGAUGAUUUUUUUGAAUAUACAAUCAAAAAAUCUCGAGUUAAUGAAGAUAAUGCACUUUAUAAAGUUAAUCAAUAUUUAGAUGAACCAAUUGCUACUAAAACUACUAACAUUCUCGAAUGGUGGAAACUUAAUAAAGAUCACUUUCCAAAUUUAUCAGCAAUGGCUCGAAACUUCCUUGCAAUACCAUCUACUAGUGUCGCAUCAGAACAAAUGUUUAGUUGUACAGGUCGUAUCAUUAAUUAUAAUUGUACCUCAUUAGAUCACAACACAGUUGCUGCAUUAAUGUGUCAGCGAAAUUGGUUACAGAUGGCAACAAA